Messenger RNA from Linum trigynum, 4342 nucleotides. Lineage: Eukaryota; Viridiplantae; Streptophyta; Magnoliopsida; Malpighiales; Linaceae. The record is from the annotation of a GenBank genome assembly.
AAUAGAAAAAGUAAAACUAAUCAACGGCUGGCAGGUGGUUGGGCGAUGGGCAUAGGUCUGACCGGGUAGAGCGACAGUCCGGCUAGGACCAAAGCGGGUGACGUUGAAUCUGAUUGGACACGUGUCAGCGUGUCAAGCGAUCGUAAUAUGGUAGGGUGCAGGAUUGGAGAAUGGACGUGGUUGCACGGAAAUAAUAUUUUUGUUCGUCGAGUUUCGAGUUCACGCAAACGUGUCGCCACAUCUGAUUAGGAAUAGUGUUCCGUUUUCAUUAUAUGGUGUGACGCUUGAUUAGGAAGGUGUAUGAAUGAAAGGAUUAGUUUGCUUUCUUUGACAAAUGGUUUUUUACUUGGUUAUCAAUUUGCUUCCUAAUACUCUUUCUUCCUAAUUCUCUCAGAUAUGCACGUAAGGUGGCCGGCAACCCUGCUGCAGCAGGCGUGAUGGGCAGCCUGAAACAGUCUUCCACAUCCUCCGCGACUGCCCCCCGGCCCGUUACUUCUGGACUCGACAGGUUCCCACCCAAAGACAAAGUGCUUUCUUCAACAGUAAUCAGACAGCUUGGAUCCGAGACAACCUUUUCUGCAGUGACUCUUUGGACACAGGAAUGAGCUGGGAGACAUACUUCAGUACCGCUGCAUGGCUCCUCUGGAAGAACAGAUGUACCUAUGUCUUCAAAGGGGCUGUGGUGCGGCUCUUUCUUUACCUUCGCUUUCCCACUCCAUCAUUGCGAAAACCAAGUUGUGGCACGAGGCCUGGGAGGCUCCCUCCCGUCUACCCGGUGGAAGGAAAGGGCACAUCAUCUAGGAUGGAGGCCUCCCCAGGCAGGUUGGAGAACUCUAAAUAUCGAUGGAGCUUCAAAUGGGAACCCAACACCAGCUGGGGCGGGAGGUGUUAUCCGAGACUCCUCUAGGCAGUGGGUCUCCGGCUUUGUUGCGAAUAUUGGAACAACUUCGGCGGCUCAAGCUGAGCUUUGGGCGUUCUCUUAUGGCCUUGAUCUCGCUUGGAACACUGGCUGUAUGCACCUGAAUGUGGAAUCAGACUCCUGUUUGGCUAUUCAGCUCAUCUCCAGCAGACAUGAUCCGGUUCACCCCUAUGCCACCCUACUCUCGGCAAUUCGUAGGAAGGUAAGUCAUGAUUGGUUGGUUAGAAUCACUCAUACGUAUCGAGAAGGGAACAGAGUCGCGGACUGGUUUUCGAAGCACAGUCUCGUCUAUCCCUACGGUACACAUGAGCUUGCAAACCCACCUUCAGGUUUAAUUCACAUUCUUUGUGAAGACACCAUCGACACCAUUUUUGAGCGGCGGGUGGUCACGCACUCGGACCCCUUCUCUUAACUCUCCCCUGUAAUCUUCUGUUGCUUGGCUUUGGCCUCCCUCUUCGAAAAAAAUCAUAUAAUGAAUUUAUUAUCACUGAAAAAUCAAUAGUAAAUCAAAGUCUGGUUUGAAAUGAUUGGGUAAUAAUAAAUGUGUAGCCAAAAUAUAAAGAUUUUAACAUAAGCGUUAUUCGCUCCUUUCAAAUCACUCUUGAAUCAUUUUAUACGUGCGCCAGAACCAAUCACGUCUUUUUCCAUCUCCAGUUAGAUGUAAGUGUGAUCUCUGGAAAAGUUGUAUUGUAUAUAAUAUUGAUGUAGCUUCAUUUAGUACGAGACUUUUUAGAAAGAUGUUUAAUAACGAAUUCGUGUGGUUAUUGGCCGAAGCAGACAACUAUGAUACAAAUGUUAAUCGUCUUGCCCUCGACAUAUGGUGUCAAAGUCGAAGGAUUAAUCCAGAGGAAAAGGUAACUCGGCCAAAAAAAUACAACACCAAGCGCCUAAAUGGGCACCAAAACCCUUGGUUGAUAGACUUGUUUGCAUCUUUUUCUGGUUCUUCUUCAAGUUUAUAUUUAAAUAAGUAUCGUUGCUGAUCCAAUCCACCAUCUAUUUCGAGUUAUUCACAAGGACUAAAGAGGAUAUAACCCUUUCGCUCAAACUCUUAAAAGUGUUAUUAGAAACAAUAGCGUGGCUAUCGAAUAAAUGUUCUUCGUACCAACAAUUAUCAAGACAAGAAUAUAACUUGUUGAGAUCUUGAUUAGACCUAUGCCGACUUAUACGUGUUGUGACUUGUGUGUGAUGCAGCAUGGCAAGCAUUGUGAAAAAAUUCUGCACUAUGGGUGCACCAAAUGUCAAAUGGAUGGCAGAACCCUAUUCCAUUUCUAACUUGUACCUACAUAACCUUAGAAAUCUGACAUAAUCUUCUCUAUCUAAUUCAAUCCAACAUGGGCUUUCGGUUUUUAUUCUAUACAUCUAUAAUCUCCGAAUCGAGCACUGCCGCACAUAUUCUGAGCCCGGAUUUGCACUGUAAUUGCCGUGGGCACAUAUGGAUAUGAUGCUUUAUUUAUAUAUAUAUAUAUAUGGACAUUAGAGAUGUUCGAGUUCGUCGGUUUUUUUUUUAUAUAUACAUCAUUCUUGAAUUACGAUUUCAAAAUCAUCACCAUUCGUGUAACUAACUGUUGGUAGAGACAUUAUACAGUCAAUCAAGACGACCAAAAAGACAUUUAGACGAUUUGUCGCAACAUUCAUAUACUAGUAAAUGUACUUAGAUUCCAAUUAUCUCUUAUCCCACAUUUGAUUAACCUUAAAAGACAACCUCAUAAUGUACAUUUGGACAACAUUCACUGAGAAAUGAGUCAGCAAAAUUCAUCUGGGAGAACAGAACAUGACCUAGCAGCACCAUGUGCUGGCUUGGCUUGGCCUUAAUUUCAUUGAAUUAUGCAAUGCAUAAUUGGGUAGGUAGCCUAGCCAGCAGUAGCACCCAUUGUGAUCCAUUUCUCACUUGAAACAUAUCGAUAUGUAUAUCCACCAAAAGGAACUUCUCUUCGUGCUGCAAGUAAGCGUUUUUCUUCAGUAUUCUAAGGCAGUUGACAAAGUUGGAACUUUGUUAGGUGCAAUGGUGUCAUGGUGUGAAGAUAAAUAAAAACAAGACCCUUGCGGGGAGAAAAGACUAUUCUGGGGUCGUUACAUCCUCUAAGCUCUAAACAGAACAGAUCGAUUACCUCAUCAACAAGGAAUGAUGUUGCAGUGAGCAAGCAGAUGAGCAUAAUCCUGAUCAUAUCUGGAUUAGAGAGAAUGAAAUGCGAAAGCAGGAGGGUAAUGUUGUGGUAACCAACAGCUGGAUCAUAUUAGAUCAGGACAACACUUCACCAAUUAGGUCAAUCCAGCUGACCUUCCCCUCAGUCAGAGAUUUCAAAUUCGGCUUCCUGGAUAGCAAUGAACACAUCUGGACUCUCUUUGACAGAUACUGAUAAAUAUAUAUCAGCUGCAACAAAUCCCUGCGUGUUGAGGAUUGGGAACAAGACAAUCAAGAGCAACAAGUUCAUUCUCCAACUCUCCCCGCUUAUAAGCGUUGAGCUCUGCAGAAGCAUUCUGAUGUCGAAGCAACCUUACUUCCAGCACAUAUAAUCAAGUCACCGAAUCCCCAGCAAACAGAAUGUCACAAAUCUUUUGAUCAAGAGGAACAUUAUCCCGACUAUUACCCUGACUCAAUAGGCUAUUCUUUUCCCUCCUGUAAACUUCUACUUCACUUGCUCUACCCAACUUCUCAAGACCCGCCAUCAUUGCGAAAACCAAGUUGUGGCACGAGGCCUGGGAGGCUCCCUCCCGUCUACCCGGUGGAAGGAAAGGGCACAUCAUCUAGGAUGGAGGCCUCCCCAGGCAGGUUGGAGAACUCUAAAUAUCGAUGGAGCUUCAAAUGGGAACCCAACACCAGCUGGGGCGGGAGGUGUUAUCCGAGACUCCUCUAGGCAGUGGGUCUCCGGCUUUGUUGCGAAUAUUGGAACAACUUCGGCGGCUCAAGCUGAGCUUUGGGCGUUCUCUUAUGGCCUUGAUCUCGCUUGGAACACUGGCUGUAUGCACCUGAAUGUGGAAUCAGACUCCUGUUUGGCUAUUCAGCUCAUCUCCAGCAGACAUGAUCCGGUUCACCCCUAUGCCACCCUACUCUCGGCAAUUCGUAGGAAGGUAAGUCAUGAUUGGUUGGUUAGAAUCACUCAUACGUAUCGAGAAGGGAACAGAGUCGCGGACUGGUUUUCGAAGCACAGUCUCGUCUAUCCCUACGGUACACAUGAGCUUGCAAACCCACCUUCAGGUUUAAUUCACAUUCUUUGUGAAGACACCAUCGACACCAUUUUUGAGCGGCGGGUGGUCACGCACUCGGACCCCUUCUCUUAACUCUCCCCUGUAAUCUUCUGUUGCUUGGCUUUGGCCUCCCUCUUCGAAAAAAAUCAUAUAAUGAAUUUAUUAUCACUGAAAAAUCAAUAGUAAAUCAAAGUCUGGUUUGAAAUGAUUGGGUAAUAAUAAAUGUGUAGCCAAAAU